This is a messenger RNA of Megalops cyprinoides (Indo-Pacific tarpon), 1162 nucleotides long. It is a transcript of the gene fosl1b, whose product is annotated as FOS like 1, AP-1 transcription factor subunit b. Lineage: Eukaryota; Metazoa; Chordata; Actinopteri; Elopiformes; Megalopidae. The transcript is spliced from 4 exons. Gene Ontology annotation, cellular component: nucleus. Gene Ontology annotation, biological process: regulation of transcription by RNA polymerase II. Bases 24 to 1157 code for a protein of 377 amino acids. The record is from RefSeq and is a predicted model, not a curated record. Gene Ontology annotation, molecular function: DNA-binding transcription factor activity, RNA polymerase II-specific; RNA polymerase II cis-regulatory region sequence-specific DNA binding.
UGUGGAAUUUGGUGUAUGAAGCAAUGUACCGGAACUAUGACAACUUCGGUGGAGGGAGCGAUCAGUCCUCCAAUACUGGUUCUCCAAGAGUUACUGGACCAAACUCUGGAAUGCUAGAUUCGGGUGACACACCUACACAACAGCAAGAGCCUCCCCCUCUCUCACACCCCUCCCCCCCUCUCCCUCACCCCGUUCCUCUCCACCAUCCUGCUGCCAUGUCCUCCCAGCAGAAGUUCCCAUUGGCCGGGCCUGCUCAGUUUGUUCCCAGCCUCAAUGCCAUCACCUCCAACCAGGAUCUCCAGUGGCUUGUACAGCCAUCUCUCUGGGCCCAGCCGGGUCCCUCUGGGAGCCCCCUGCCCCCUUUCCUGAACCCUCCAGGACCACGCUGCUUGACGCCUGCCCAAUCUGCUCACCCAGGGCCAGCGGUAAGGGGUGGUACGGCACUAGGGGGCACAACGAGAAGGCGACCGGAUGAACACCUGACACCAGAGGAACUGGAGAGGAGGAGGAUACGGAGGGAACGAAACAAGAUGGCUGCUGCUAAGUGCCGUAACCGCCGCCGCGUGCUAACGGACACCCUGCAGAAUGAGACCGACCGCCUGGAGAGUGAUAAAGCCCAGCUACAGAAGGAGAUCGCCGGGCUGGAGAAGGAGAAGGAGAAGUUGGAGCUGGUUCUGGAGGCCCACAAGCCCAUCUGCAAGAUCCACAGCUCUGACUCCGACUCCGACCACAGUUCUGCGAGGCCCACCACAGGGCGCAUCAAAACCGAACCAGAGGAUCACGAGCUCCCUGGUCCUUCGUGCAGCAGCCGCCGCACCAGGCCUGAAAAAGCAAAGCCAAAAAUGACCCUGCCAACCCCUGUCACCCCCUCCCCUGUGUCCUCUGCUCCUCCUUCUCCCCCUGAGCCUGAAUCUCUGCACACCCCUACCCUCAUCUCCACCCCUUCUCUCACCCCCUUCACCGCUAGCCUGGUUUUCACCUAUCCAUCUGCCUCCCUGGACACUAACACCGCACCCCUCUCCCAACCCCACUCCUCUUCUACAGCCCAGUCUUCACAGACGAGCCAGCCUUGUGGAGUUGCCCAUCGCCGUAGCAGCAGUAGCGGGGACCAAUCGUCUGAUCACUCUCUCAACUCCCCCACCCUCCUUACCCUCUGAUUGGC